AUGGCCCAUAGGGCCAAACGGGCGCUGGGCGAUUCGGGCGCAGGGGCGCUGCGGGCGUGCGGGUUAACGGGCGGAGCAGAGGGCUCCGCCCGCCGAGUGGAGCGGAACGGAGCCGGGGGGGCUGAGCCCAGCACGGCGGCGCGGGGCAACGAUGAGCAGCGCCAGCAGCAGACCAGCAGAAGCUGGUGGGGGGAGCAGCAUGCGGCGAGCGGCGCCAGGGUGGAGCGGACGGCGAUAGCAGGGCGCCGGAGCGGCGCGGCGAGUGGGCGUGGCCGGCACGGGGCGGCGGGCACGGCCGGCAGGGGGCGUGAAGGCGCUGGCGGUUGCGCAGCACGCGGCAGCAGAGCUGUGGCGGAGGCGGGGCACUAG
Aegilops tauschii subsp. strangulata is the source of this 369-nucleotide messenger RNA. The record is from RefSeq and is a predicted model, not a curated record. Lineage: Eukaryota; Viridiplantae; Streptophyta; Magnoliopsida; Poales; Poaceae.